CUACAUUCCAAUCAAUCACCAACAUAUUGUCAAUUUUGACAUACAUGGUGGCGUUCUUUUCUCAAAAUAAUGACAAAUUUACAGGGGCCUUUAUUAGAGAGUGAAACGUGUCCUCAACAACAUAUGGAAACAACCACUGUCUUAGAAUACCACAUAUCUAUAAUCAUGGGACCAAUGUCCUAAUGUUCAUGAACACACAUGUACGAGACAGCCAACAGCUUAACUUAAAUCCAUAUGAACUAGAGAGUGUCUGGGUAAUAAAUUUCCCUAACUGCCACAUACCUCGUCUAUCCCUAAUAUAUUCCUGCUUCUGCACAUCUUCACGCACUCAAUUAACUUCCUUCAACCUACUCUCUCCUUCCAUGGCUUCUGCAACUUCCAUACACCAGAGAAGACUGCGAGAAUUCCUCAAGGAGCAACAGGAACCUUUCAUCCUCAACAAUUACCUUUCUGAAAGAGGCUGCUCCAGAACUUGGUGCCUGCAGAGAUCAGCCAAUUCUUGCCUCAAUAUAAAUGCAAAGCUUCAGUUUUCCAGAGUUCUUGCAUCUCUGUGUAAGAAGCUUGCUUUGCACAACGAAAGCAGCAACGUUAUGGCUGAGAGGCCUGCAGCCAGAAAUGAAGAUCUUGUUGUUCGUGAAACUCCUACGAUUGGUGAGAUUGUCGUGGAAACAGAAAGGUCUUCAUCCUCUAGCAGCUCAACUCUGUUCUACUCUUGCUCAGAGGUUGAUGAAGACGAGAGUUCGUUUUCUUCAGAUAACUUCCAAGCGUCAAAUGUAUGCCCUACUGGUAUGCAGAGCCAACAGGCUACUAACAAUGGAAAACACCGCUGGAGAUGCAUAGGCCCUGCCUCACUCGGCAAAGUUCCUUCACGCAGAGCUUCAGCAUCUCAAAAUGAGGUAGUAGUUAAUCAGGAAGUCAGGAAAAUAGAGAAGAAAAUACAUAGUUGCAGUGUCCCACUGCCCAAGAAAAUGAGAGAAGAGUCAAUUUCAUCAGCUGCAAGCUGGGGAUUGCUGAUGCAGUCAGUUAAGAGAGAACGGGGUUCAAGGAAAGUAAGAGAUAAUGUCGCUCCUAGUGUUUCCCAAGGAUUCAAAUCUAUAAGGGUACUGCAGAAGACAAAGCAACUGCUUUUUCAUUGUGCGAGAGAAACACUUGCGAAGAAGGACAAGGGAGAACAAUGUCACAAUAAGGAACUGGGGAAGUUCAUUUGUAAGAGAACAACCAGAUGGGGUCAACGAAGCAGACAUGGGAGGGGCCUGACCUGCUUGUUCUCUUUGGAUGACUUGAAUUCCGUAUACGAAUGGGGUGAUUUGGAGCCACAUGCGAACGAUAUUAUCCUACAAAUUGGUGAUGCCAUUUUGGAAUCCAUCAGCAACGAAAUUGUAUCAGAAUUUAUUGAAUAUUAACCACUCCCAUAGGCAGU
Molecule: messenger RNA, 1420 nt
Organism: Neltuma alba
Lineage: Eukaryota; Viridiplantae; Streptophyta; Magnoliopsida; Fabales; Fabaceae
Exons: 3
Coding region: 183-1403 (406 amino acids)
Source: RefSeq, a predicted model, not a curated record